Molecule: messenger RNA, 1547 nt
Organism: Medicago truncatula (barrel medic)
Lineage: Eukaryota; Viridiplantae; Streptophyta; Magnoliopsida; Fabales; Fabaceae
Product: glycylpeptide N-tetradecanoyltransferase 1
Exons: 2
Coding region: 189-1457 (422 amino acids)
Biological process (GO): N-terminal peptidyl-glycine N-myristoylation
Cellular component (GO): cytoplasm
Molecular function (GO): glycylpeptide N-tetradecanoyltransferase activity
Source: RefSeq, a predicted model, not a curated record
UAAUUUUCAAAAAAAAAGUAAUUAAAUCUUUUUGGCACACUCGUUCUCUUGUGUAACCUUCCCACAACCCCAUCGAGAUACUUACCCUAUUCUACAAGUGAAUGAUUUAAUCAUAAAUUUCACUCUUCUCACUAUUUUCAUCAUCAUCGUUAAUAUCAAGCAUUGCAAUUUUCAUAGCAUAAUCAACAAUGGAAGAAGAAAACAAUGCCGAAUCAAAACCAGAUCUAACAGAAGAAACCUCGUUGGAAACAAUUGUUCGGAGUUUCCAAGAUUCAAUGUCAGUAACCAAACAACACAAAUUCUGGGAAACACAACCUGUUGGUCAAUACAAAGAUGUUGGUGACACAACCCUACCAGAAGGACCAAUUGAACCACCAAAACCCUUAUCAGAAGUCAAACAAGAACCUUAUAAUCUUCCAAAUUUAUAUGAAUGGACAACAUGUGAUAUGGGUUGUCAAGAAACAUGUGAUGAGGUUUAUCUUUUGUUGAAGAAUAAUUAUGUUGAGGAUGAUGAGAAUAUGUUUAGGUUUAAUUAUUCUAAGGAGUUUUUAACAUGGGCUUUGUGUGUUCCUGGGUAUUUUAAGACUUGGCAUAUUGGUGUUCGUGCGAAAGGGUCGAAGAAAUUGGUUGCUUUUAUUACUGGGAUACCGGCGAGGAUUAGGGUUAAUGAUAAGGUUGUUAGAAUGGCUGAGAUUAACUUUUUGUGUGUGCAUAAGAAACUUAGGUCGAAGAGGCUUGCCCCGGUUAUGAUUAAGGAGGUUACUAGGAGGGUUCAUUUGGAGGAUAUUUGGCAAGCGGCUUAUACGGCUGGGGUUGUGCUACCGACUCCGGUUGCUACUUGUCAGUAUUGGCAUAGGUCGUUGAAUCCGAAGAAGCUUAUUGAUGUUGGGUUUUCGAGGCUUGGUGCAAGGAUGACUAUGAGUAGGACUAUUAAGCUUUAUAAGUUGCCUGAUUCGACAGUUACGGAAGGGUUUAGGAAAAUGGAGCUGAGGGAUGUUCCUGCAGUUACGAGGUUGCUUAGGGGUUAUUUAGGACAGUUUGUUGUUGCGCCUGAUUUCGAUGAAGAUGAUGUUGAGCAUUGGUUGCUUCCACAUGAGGAUGUUGUGGAUAGUUACUUGGUUGAGAGUCCUGAAAACCAUGAGAUUACUGAUUUUUGUAGCUUUUAUACAUUGCCUAGUUCAAUUCUUGGAAAUCAGAGUUACUCAAGUUUGAAAAUUGCUUAUUCUUAUUAUAACGUGGUUACUAAAACUCCACUGGCUCAGUUGAUGAACGAUGCUCUGAUCGUGGCGAAGCAGAAGGAUUUCGAUGUUUUCAAUGCGUUGGAUGUAAUGCAUAAUGAGGGUUUUCUUAAAGAGCUCAAGUUUGGACCUGGAGAUGGACAGCUUCACUACUACUUGUACAAUUAUAGGGUUCGUAAUGCCUUGAAACCAUCUGAACUUGGCCUUGUGCUCUUGUAGUCUCUGAUAUGUUUUCAGUUUUGGUUUUGUUAUGCAAUUUGGAAAAACGAUUCAUUGGUUUUGUUUUAUUAGUUUGUUGUUUCAACUAAA